Messenger RNA from Trypanosoma rangeli, 1152 nucleotides. Its product is annotated as acidocalcisomal exopolyphosphatase. Bases 1 to 1152 code for a protein of 383 amino acids. The transcript has a single exon. Gene Ontology annotation, molecular function: exopolyphosphatase activity. NCBI's taxonomy places the organism in Eukaryota, Euglenozoa, Kinetoplastea, Trypanosomatida, Trypanosomatidae. Gene Ontology annotation, cellular component: cytoplasm. The record is from RefSeq and is a predicted model, not a curated record.
AUGUCGAGUGUGAUUAAUAAUUUUCUGAGGCGCUGCGCCGAGCUAUGCGCUUCUCGGAAGCCGUUUGUUCUUGUCCUUGGCAACGAAGGGGGCGACAUGGAUAGCAUUAUCGGCUCAAUUUAUUUGGCGUUUUAUCUGCAAAACCAUUCUGAUUUGGGUGGUGGAAACUAUGCUCCUGCGUUGAACUUUGAAAAGGAGGAUCUUCCGUUGCGUAGAGAUGUUGUACAGCUGCUAUUGAAGUAUGGAAUAGUAACAGAGUGUUUGCUUUCAGCUAAAGGAACACCGGGCACUGCAGACUUUGUGGAUCUGCAAGCGAUCCAACUGGAUGUUGUUUUAUAUGAUCAUAAUAAGCUUAUUCCCGAACAGAAUUUUUUGAGGAAUAGUGUGGUUGGCGUCAUAGAUCACCAUUUUGAUGAAAAACUCUAUUUGGAUAAGUCCAGCCACUUUCGAAGAAUAGAAACUGUGGGUUCAGCUUGCACUCUUGUGGCCGACCUUUUUCGUGCGGCGGGGCUAACAAUUCCAUGCCCGGAGCUUCUUUUAGCUCCUAUUCUACUGGACACUGUAAACCUUAAUCCCGCUCAAAAAAAAGUUACAGAAAAGGAUAUUGAUCUAUCUCAAUGGCUUCUAAAGCAAGCUUCUGAACCCAUUGAUCUUACGAAUAUGUUUUUGGAGCUCACAGCAUGGAAACACGAUAUACUUGGUCUGACCUUCCCUCAACAUUUUCGCCGAGACUACAAGAUGUUUGAGUGUUCAUUUAAGAGAUAUACGGAGAAAUCCCUGAAAAUAGGGAUUAGCAGUAUUUCAUGUCGAUUUGAUCAGUUGCUUGGUUCACAUGGAAUGCCGGAACUUGCUUCCAGCUGUCUUGAAUUCUUGACCUCAAAAAAUCUGGAUGCAUUUCUUUUGGCUUUUGCCGGAGAAAGGGGAUCAGGAAAUUACUGUCGCCAGUUGGCAUUUAUUGCAAAGGGAACUAUUUGUGAAGCACUGAAAGAGUUUGCGGACCGUUCACCCGAGGGUGUUGUUUUUACCCCUAUAGAUAGCAUGGAGCAGAAUAAAUGGGAACUGAUAUGUUAUGAAUUGAGUGAUCCGUCUGUUUCGCGCAAGCGUCUUGCACCGUCACUUCUGAUGUUUCUUACCUCUUGGCAAAAGCUGUAA